AUGAGGUUGGAGAACACAUGUCCCACCCAGUCUGAGGAGACUAGGAUUAUCUUAAGGUGGCUUGGCAACAAAAUGCUUGAAACUAUCAGAUCAGAUCCCAACACUAUCAUACCUGUUAUUGUUGACAAGGAAAAGAGGCAGUUUGGGCUUGAGGUUCCUAGGAUGAUGGCAUGGAGAGCUAAGAAGAAAGCAAAGGAUAUUGUUCUUGGAGAUCACAAGAAGCAAUAUAGGAGGCUGAGAGAUUAUUUGGAGACUAUGAAGCUUACAAAUCCUGGAUCUAGGUGCAUUGUCAGUACUGUUAGUGGCAAAACCAAAGAAAAUCCUACUGUUGGACCAAGAUUCCAUGUGGUGCACAUAAGGGAUGCAAACAACAAUAUGUACCCCAUUGCCUUUGGAGUGGUUGGAGUUGAAGAUACACCAAACUGGUCCUGGUUCUUAACACAACUCAAGUAUGCUCUAGGAGGAAGUGAAGAGGGGAAAUUUGGAAAGUACACAUUCAUGUCUGAUAAACAGAAGGUACUGUUUGAGGCACAUUUAUGCAAACUUCUAGAGAGCAGGAUUCAAAGGAGAGGAUUUGAAGAGAUGCAUGUGGAUGCAGCUGCCUAUGCUUACACCGAACAUGACUUUAUUUUGGUAAUGGAUAGCAUGAAGGCUGAGUGCAUUGCUGCUUGGGAGGGGAUGUCAAGAAUUCCUCCUAAAGCUUGGUCUAGGCAUGCAGUGGAUAUUAAUUGCAAAACUGAUCUGGUGGUCAAUAAAUUAAGUGAAGUUUUUAAUAACUACAUUCUAGAUGUAAGGAACAAGCCAAUUGUCACUAUGAUCAAUGGGAUCAAGGACAAGUUUCUAGUGAUGUUCCACCAGAAGAGGGAGGGUGGAAAAUGUGCUAGAUGGGAGAUUGCACCAACCUAUGCAGCGAAGUUGGAGAUGAACAAGAAGUAUGAAAGGGAUUGCAAAGCACUGAUAGCUGGCCAAGGACUUUUCCAAGUCACUAGUGUAGACAAGACCUAUGCUGUUGACACAAACUACAGAUAUGUGGGUGCAAGAAAUGAGACAUCACUGGAUUUCCUUGCAAUCAUGCUUGUUCUGCCAUCUAUAGAUAGUUGGGUGAAAACUCCAACACCAGACAUUGACCCACCACAAUUCAAAGAUGACAAGAAGGGGACAACAGAAGAGAAAAUGUAA
Messenger RNA from Aegilops tauschii subsp. strangulata, 1179 nucleotides. RefSeq lists its product as uncharacterized. NCBI's taxonomy places the organism in Eukaryota, Viridiplantae, Streptophyta, Magnoliopsida, Poales, Poaceae. The record is from RefSeq and is a predicted model, not a curated record.